UAGUCUUUUUUAGAUAAUUUAGUAUUGUAUAUUUUAGUAAGAAAAGUUAUUUUUGUGUGUAAAUUUAUUUUAUAAGUCAGAUACCAAGAAAAACAGGACACCCACUUUUUCAAAUAUAAAAUAUUUUAUACCUUUCUAAGGUAUAUUAUUUUGGUGUUAAUUUUGUUAAAGAAGAUCCUAAAAUUUGUGUUGACUUAAUUUUGUGAGUCUGAUUUUUAAAACUUUUAGUUUUGAUUAUUUCUAAAUGCUAGUUGAUCGGUCUAUAUUAUAAAAGUAAAUGUGUGGUGUUUUUUUAAGGAUUUAUAGAUCUUAUUUUUAGCAACCAAUGUAGAAAUGAUACCAGUUUGUGUUUAACCCAUAGUUAAAUACUGUUUUAUUUAUCCUCUAUCUGUUCUUACGCAAGCCUAUUUUCUUUCCUCUGUAACCUUCCGCAAUUGUUUCUGUGACAACAUAAUACAGCUGAUUUCUUGUUUUUAAUGUAGAACUUUAAAUUUAAUGAAUUUAAAUAUAAAAUUCUGGUAGUUCUUUACCUACUGAAUUAGGCGUUAUGUUUUACUUCAACUAAAGUAAUGGUUAAUACAGGACAAGAAAAAUGUCUAUAAACAAUCAUCAGGCAGUUGCGAUGUUGUUGCAACAUGGAGUAUCUGAAAUUUUUAGUUGUCAUCUCAUUUGCAUCUUGCAUAGAUGCCUCUCAAUAUAGAGUAUAUGCAUCACCACUUUCAUACUUUGGAGUAAGCGCAUGGAGUAUUUCUUGGGAUCCACCAUUUCUUUAUAAUGUCAGCAAUACCGAAAACUUGACACUAAUUAGCUACCAUUUUAAAUACUGUUUAUAUGGAAACUGCAAAACGACUUUUCUUCUCUCAACACCUUUUGUGACGUUAACCAGAUUGACUCGUGAUGUUGAUCAUGAUUUUACAAUUUACGCAUAUUCAGAUACCGGAGCUUUGUCAUGGACCGAGCGAAGUGGAAAACAGUUGUUUACAGAACGAGCUUUGGAAUGUCGCACUCAAACGUUUUUCUGUAAGACAAGGACAUGCAGCAGAGGCUGUCAUGGUGUACAAGAUUGUACAAGAUACUCGCUAGGAAAAGGUAGAUCAUGCUGGAAUUACAUUGGUCCUCCUACUAUCACUACUUUAAAUGUUGUCAAGAAAGGGAUAUCUUAUAUAUCGUUGCAAUGGGCUGCACUGGAAGAACCUAGUUUCUCUAUCUACAGCUAUGAAAUUGAAAAUUUAGAAACAAGUCAGAAAAAAGUGGUUAUGAAAGAUAAAUACAAAGGUUUUAGAUCUCUUAUCUUUUUCGAACAGUUUGAAAACCUUACGCGUGACACUGUGUACAGUUUCAGAGUACGAGCUCUCAGCUCAUUCCAUCCAAGUGCAUGGUCACCUAUUGUCAAAGCAAAAAUUGGAAAAUAUCAGAGGAGGCAAACAUAUUCUAGGGCACUUGUGCCGGUGAAUGUUAAAAUUGCACCAGUCAAAUUUGCAGAAUCAACAACAUGGAAAGUCGUUUGGUCCAUGCCAGAGAUUGUUGUAAAGAAUAAGACCUUUGAACCACUCUAUCGCAUAAGUAUUUGUGGAGUGCGUGGGUGCAAAUAUCAGACGGUUCACAGAAGUAGAUCUUCUCUGUUGAAAAACUUGCAACCUAAUUCAACAUACAGCUAUACUAUAUAUGUUUCUAGUUACAGCAUGCAUAUUAGAUUUUACAACAUAUCACAUUUGUGGAGGUCCCAAAAACAAAUCUUUCACACAAAAUACAGAGAUAGCUGCCCUUCUUUUUCUUGCGAAAAUGUCAAUCAAUGUAUUGAUAUUUUAAAAACGUGUGAUGGAGUGGUUGAUUGUGCAGAUAGUUCAGAUGAAAACAAGUGGGCUAAUUGCAAUGUGCCAGGUCCAAUAUCUUUGCAAGUCUUGAAGACUGGUGACGAGUUCAUUACAGUACAAUGGCGCAAAUUAUCUUUUGCGACAGUGAGUAAAUACGAAGUGAACCUAAGAGGAAUGGGCGUGACAAAAAUGUUUUAUCACAAUACGUCACAAACACACAUCAAGGCAAAUUUUACUAACCUUGUGAAGAUGAGGAACUACACUGUACAGAUACGUGCUUUGAAUGCGAUCGGAUGGGGACACUGGUCGCUAGUUUCAGCUGAAACCACGACUCGGAUUGGUCUUCCUGGUCCAGUAGAGAACGAUAAGAUUGUAUCACGUGUGGCAAAUUCUUGGAAGUUAUCAUGGACCCCACCUUCUAUUUUAAACAAUAACGAUGCUGAUAAAUUAAAAUAUAUCGUGAAAUAUUGUCUUGUGCUGUCUUUAAGGAGACAUAUUUGCUUGUAUACAAAAAAGAGUGGUCACACGUACGCAGUUUUGGAUCGGCUUCGUUGGAACGGGUUGUACGUGUACACAAUAACAGUCUACAGUAGUUUGAAUAAGCAAGGCUUGAAAGAAAAAACAUCUUACUUCACGACUAGAGGGUCAAAUUCUAAGGAGUUCAGGUGUACAAAUGACUACUAUAUCGCACUUGCUACUGGCGAAUCCUACGUUGGGAUAUAUCCCCACUAUAAACAAAACACAUUUUAUGAAGUGAAUGAGGUCGUCAGCUUUCAAUGUCCAAGCGGUUUCAAUUUCGAAAGUGGAGAAAAAAGAAAGUUCAGUACAUGCAGAAAUUACGAUGCCUGGACCUCGCCUUGGCCGAUUUGUAGAGGUAAAAGUGAAAACGUAACUUGCAUCAAUGAGUAUUCUGCGACCAAAGAAUCGAAAAAACACUGGUUAAAUCCAACGCCCAAUCGAGUUCACGCGAAUAACAAGCCUCAUCAGGAGAAGUAUUUGAUCCUCGAGACGCUGGAUUUUUAUUGUCCCUAUGGAACAUCAUUUAUCAAUUCUAAUGGUCACGCUCUCAUUAGAAGUCAAUGUCUUGAAGCAGAGGGUGGCAGUGUGAAAGGGCGUUGGUCGCCAGGGUGGCCCAUGUGUAAAGGUCAAGUUUGUCCAAAACUAAAUCUUAGAAAUGCUAUCGUGAACUAUAGUCAACCGAAGCGUACAGCUGGAGUUACUGCUCAAAUAACUUGUUGGCCAUCGUCACACUUCUACUUGUGGGGUUCAAAUAGCACUUCUUGUGAAAAAUCUCUACGGUGGAGCGGUAACUAUUACCGGGAGUGUUUAAGUAAAACGCAGUACGAAAAGCAGUGCGGAAAAGUUGGUGGAAACGUGUUGUAUCAUGGCAUCCAAGAUGGCUACCUGCUGUGUGAAAAGCAAGUAUCAUCAGCUUUAAGUGAGAGCAGCCACCAUUCAACCAAUCUGGUAGUUGGUACCGUAGUACCUGCAUCGAUCGUUUUCAUGAUCGUUCUGCUUAUAGCUGUCUUUUAUGUUCAGCGCAAACGCGCUCGGUUUGAACUUGAAAGAGGAGCGGUUGCUAUGAAUUGUCGCAAUGAGGCGAUCAAUUUAAUCUUACCCAGCUACGACCAGUCAGAACAAGACAAACCGACCACGCCUCCGCCUGCGUUUGAAGAUAUAUUUGAGCAUGAUGCUGCUGAGUCAGCAGAAACUGGUAUGUUGAGCAGUGAACGAACUUUAACGUCAGUACCACGAGGACUUCCGCCUGCAUAUACCCCAAGAGAAGAUAAUAACGCCGUUGACGUUUAAUAGUACUGGUUGAUCCUCCCAAGACCUGAAUCAAGUUGUUAAAAAAGAUUACUAGUUGAUUCUCCCAAGACCUGAAUCAAGUUGUUAAGAAAGUUUACUGGUUGAUUCUCCCAAGACCUGAAUCAAGUUGUUAAGAAAGUUUACUGGUUGAUUCUCCCAAGACCUGAAUCAAGUUGUUAAGAAAGUUUACUGGUUGAUUCUCCCAAGACCUGAAUCAAGUUAUAAAGAAAUUUGUUAAGCUCAAACUCGUAACUUCCAACUUCUAUAAAUCAGGUUUUUCUAAAAAAAAAAGAAAAAGAAAUUUAGCACAUUUGAAACGUUUGUGGUAUUGGUUUCAGCCUUUCUAAUUCAAUUUUUUUUCUAGCCAGCAUUUACCCAUUUCACGUCUUUAAAAAAAUGUCGCCUUGAAUUUUCGUUUUUAUGAUUCACCUUGGCAAUCCACAGUUUUACGUUGUGAUAUGAACUUUAAUUUUGGUGUCUGACAUCGGCAAUUUACCUUUUAAAUUCGAGCUUUUCUUUUCCAAAUCAGCUUGUUCACAUUGAAAGUACUUAAUUUUGUUUAGGGUAAUAAGCAAAAUGCUUUAGCAACCACUUUAUGAUCUUGAUUGAUUCUUGCAUUUAAGGAAUACUCUCUAUCGCUUUUCUACUUAUACUUUUUAUAUACUUACGAUAGAUUCAAGGCAAUCGAAGAAUUCUAUAAAUUGAAGAAAAAAUUUUCCUUGGCAGAACUUUGCCUUUUUUUCCCAAAUAACCUCGGCAUUCACCUCGUUGCUUGCUGUGUUCUGACGUGAAUUAGAAAGGCUGGGUUUGAAACCGAAAUAUUAAAAAGUCACCACAUUUUUAAUAUUUUAGAAUUGUAUAUAUUCAUUUUUAAGGCAGUGUAAAACUAUUUUACGGUCAAUCUGGUAAUAUGCUAUUUUUAUUGGUACUUGUUUUGGUUUAACUUUUAUAUUACAAUAUAACAAAAAAUGAACCGUUUUUUUUUUCUUGUCUAAUAAUUGAAAAGCUCUACAGUGUUCAAAUUUUACAACUCACACAACAGCAUUGUUUCGUUCACUUUCUUGUUUUGUAUAUAUAAUUUACAUGCACUCUUUAGACAGUAUAUUUUGUCGAAGGUAUAUUUUUAUAUUUUACAAUAAAUUCUCCGAGCACCCUCUCUCUUUAAGAAGACAAAAAUAUCAAAAAACGCUUUGGUGCAGGAAGACUUAACAGAGAAUUUUCCGAAAUUAUAGUUUGUAUAAAAACUGGUACAAGAAAAUAUUUUUUUAAA
Hydractinia symbiolongicarpus is the source of this 4893-nucleotide messenger RNA. RefSeq lists its product as uncharacterized. Gene Ontology annotation, molecular function: protein binding. The transcript has 14 exons. Bases 636 to 3623 code for a protein of 995 amino acids. The record is from RefSeq and is a predicted model, not a curated record. Lineage: Eukaryota; Metazoa; Cnidaria; Hydrozoa; Anthoathecata; Hydractiniidae.